Molecule: messenger RNA, 938 nt
Organism: Psammomys obesus (fat sand rat)
Lineage: Eukaryota; Metazoa; Chordata; Mammalia; Rodentia; Muridae
Gene: Atad1
Product: ATPase family AAA domain containing 1
Exons: 8
Coding region: 90-938 (282 amino acids)
Cellular component (GO): mitochondrial outer membrane
Molecular function (GO): ATP binding; ATP hydrolysis activity
Source: RefSeq, a predicted model, not a curated record
CGUUCUCUCCCAGGCGGCAUUUCUUUCCUGUGCGAGGCCGGGCUAAGGUUCCCAUCCUCUCUGGUCCUGCCUCUGGGUUAACAAUCAAGAUGGUACAUGCUGAAGCCUUUUCUCGUCCAUUGAGUCGGAAUGAAGUUGUUGGUUUAAUUUUCCGCUUAACAAUAUUUGGUGCAGUAACAUACUUCACUAUCAAAUGGAUGGUAGAUGCAAUUGACCCAACCAGAAAGCAGAAAGUAGAAGCUCAGAAACAGGCGGAAAAACUGAUGAAGCAAAUUGGUGUGAAAAAUGUGAAGCUUUCAGAAUAUGAAAUGAGUAUUGCUGCUCAUCUAGUAGACCCUCUUAAUAUGCAUGUUACUUGGAGUGAUAUAGCAGGUUUAGAUGAUGUCAUUACAGAUCUGAAAGACACAGUAAUCUUACCUAUCAAAAAGAAGCAUUUGUUUGAGAAUUCCAGGCUUCUGCAGCCUCCAAAAGGUGUUCUUCUGUAUGGACCUCCAGGCUGUGGGAAAACGUUAAUUGCCAAAGCUACAGCUAAAGAAGCAGGCUGUCGAUUUAUUAACCUUCAGCCUUCGACACUGACUGAUAAGUGGUAUGGAGAAUCUCAGAAACUGGCUGCUGCUGUUUUCUCCCUUGCCAUAAAGUUACAGCCUUCUAUCAUAUUUAUAGAUGAAAUAGACUCUUUUCUACGAAAUCGUUCAAGUUCUGACCAUGAAGCUACAGCGAUGAUGAAAGCUCAGUUUAUGAGUCUCUGGGAUGGACUGGAUACUGAUCACAGCUGCCAGGUCAUAGUAAUGGGAGCUACCAAUCGCCCUCAGGACCUUGACUCUGCUAUAAUGAGAAGAAUGCCUACAAGAUUUCAUAUCAACCAACCUGCUCUAAAACAAAGAGAAGCAAUCUUGAAGCUCAUCCUGAAAAAUGAAAACGUAAGUAGAAAAGUAUGA